Molecule: messenger RNA, 516 nt
Organism: Oikopleura dioica
Lineage: Eukaryota; Metazoa; Chordata; Appendicularia; Copelata; Oikopleuridae
Source: the annotation of a GenBank genome assembly
AUGGAGAGAUCGUUCUCGCAAUUUGGGCACGCAGAUCACUUCAAUUUCGAUGCAGCGUUGGGACUGAACGAUACGCAGUCGCAAGUGGAGGAAAUUCGAGAUAUUGAAUCCUAUCUGCCGCAUUUUAAGAUUUGCUAUUUGAACCCAAGUCCUAUCGAUAUCUGCAGCCUGAGAGAAUCUUUGUCUGACGAAAACGGAAACUCCAGUGGGCUUCAUUUAGAGCUAGAAUCUCCAAUAAAAUGUGAAGAUGGUGAAUUCGAGCUUUUGAUCCACCUAGAGCUGCCAAAUCAAUAUCCGUCCCUAGAAGCGCCCCGAGUGUCCUUCAACUGCAGUGGCCUUUCUGAUAAUGUGAACACCUACCUCAACAAAUAUCUGACCAAAAAACUCGCGCGUGAAUUUAACCCAAACGGUGUCCUGUUAGAAACUGUCAUAUGGAUACAAAGCCAAGUGACGCACGAGCUACAAAACCGCAAUAAAACCCUUUCCACGAUGAAUACUAUCGCUAUUCUCCGCUAA